Messenger RNA from Anthonomus grandis grandis, 2340 nucleotides. RefSeq lists its product as uncharacterized. Gene Ontology annotation, biological process: fatty-acyl-CoA biosynthetic process; long-chain fatty acid metabolic process. The transcript has 12 exons. Lineage: Eukaryota; Metazoa; Arthropoda; Insecta; Coleoptera; Curculionidae. Gene Ontology annotation, molecular function: long-chain fatty acid-CoA ligase activity. The record is from RefSeq and is a predicted model, not a curated record. The coding region runs from base 260 to 2074 and encodes 604 amino acids.
UAACCAUCGCACUCGGAUCGCACUGUGUAAUAGUGUUUAUUUUAACUAAAAAUUGUUAAUAAUUACAAUAUAUUUCUGUUUUUUUUUAAUUUAAAAAUAAUUGUGUAAAUUAAUUACAAUAGAGAGAAAAUAACUAUCUAUAGAGAAAGUUUAUUAUUUACGGGUCCAAAGUCCACCAAGAGAUUUAGCUCGAGUUAACAAUUAAAAUUCUUUAUCUGCAAAACAUAAACAUUACGUUUAAGUUCAUAAUAAAAGGAUCAUGUCUAGGAUUAUAUUAAAGCAGAUCAGCUACCGUCGCUUGACGCAAUCCAAUGCCAUUGGCCCUGUAGGGCUUCUCACCCUUGUAUCCAAUGGAGGCGCUAUUACGGAUAAAAGGAUGUUUUCUAUUUCAAGUAAGCCCUCCACACAAACAAAAACGUUCUCAAGUAGAAGAUCUUUUAACCAAGUAAGACAUGGGAGCGUAGGAGUGGUAAAGUCACCAUUUGGUGCUUGUGGACCAAUUCCCAACGAACACGUUACUCAGCAUAUUUAUAGAAAUGUUGAUCAAUGGAUGGAAGAUCCGGCAGCAACGUGUGCAGUUUCUGGCCGAAGCUAUACUUUCGGAAUGUUAAGAAUGCUCGUUAACAGAUGCGCUCAAGCUUUAUUAGGCCAUUGCGGACUUAAACCUGGAGAAGUGGUGGCAUUACUCUUACCGAACAUUCCAGAAUUUAUCAUUGUUGCUCACGGAGCUAUGGAAGCUGGGCUCACUGUGACUUUUGUUAACCCAUUAUAUACGCCAGAUGAAAUUAAACGACAAUUUGAAAAUGCUGGUGUAAAAAUGAUUGUGACAAUCCCGCUGCUAUUGGAAAUAGCCACUACUAUCGGACCAGCUUUACAGGGAUACAGAUCAACAAUCUGUAUUGGCGGCGAUGACGAUCCUUCUAAGAACGUUCACGGAUUAAUGAGCCUCCUAUCAGAAGGAUAUGAAGCCGAUUUGCCAGACAUUCAUCCUGACCAACUGGCGUUACUUCCUUAUUCCAGUGGCACGACCGGAUUGCCUAAAGGGGUUAUGUUGUCUCAUAAGAAUAUCGUAGCCAACAUGGUCCAAAGUGAUCAUGACGCUCUUAUAGGAAAUAUUGCUACCAAAGAUGGUCAGAAACACAGCACCCUUACAGUGUUACCAUUUUUCCACAUCUACGGUUUUAAUGGUAUUAUGAAUAUUUGCCUUAGGUUAGGAAGUCACUUGAUAUCUAUCCCUAGGUUUACUCCUGAGGACUACCUAAAGGCCCUAGAAACCUAUAAACCAACCUAUCUUUUCGUUGUUCCAUCUCUACUUUUAUUCUUAGCGUCACAUCCUGAAGUGAAGAAAGAGCAUUUAGCAUCAGUAGAAGAAAUCACAUCUGGAGCUGCACCCUUAACAGAAGGAUUAUUACAGAAGUUUAGACAGAAAUUUGAUAAUCCAAAUCUGAUGGUUAGACAAGGAUAUGGUAUGACAGAAACUAGUCCUGUUACAUUUAUCAUGCCCAAAAUGACCCCACCUUCUAAAAUUGGCACCAUCGGUAUUUUAUAUCCAGGCACUGAAGCUAGGGUAAUCAGUCUUUCAACUGGUGAAAAUUUGGGAACACAUCAAACUGGGGAAUUGCUCGUGAGAGGUCCACAGGUUAUGAUGGGCUAUCUCAACAAUGAAAAAGCGACCAGAGAAACUAUUGACGAAGAUGGUUGGCUACACACUGGCGAUGUCGUAUAUUAUGACGAAGACCACUAUUUCUAUAUUGUCGAUCGGUGCAAGGAACUUAUUAAAGUGAAAGGAAAUCAGGUUUCACCAACAGAACUAGAAAAUCUCAUUCUAGAAAUAGAAGGCAUAAUAGACGCUGCAGUGGUAGGUGUACCAGACGAAUUGGCUGGUGAAGUACCCAGAGCGUACGUUGUUGCAAAACCAGGUCAAAACUUAAACGAAGACGAUAUUAAGAAAUUCGUAAGCUCAAAGGUGACUCAUUAUAAAAAAUUGGCUGGUGGAGUUAAAUUUAUUCAAGCUAUUCCAAGAAAUCCUAGCGGAAAAAUCUUUAGGAACGAACUGAAGAUUCAAAAUCCCUAAGGUUUUUAUGGAAGGACUGAUUUUUUUCUAUUGAUAAGUUAGUUCUUAAUUAAGGCAUUAAAUGUAAAAAUGUAAAAUAUACAUACCAGGGAGGAUAAUGUAUUUAUUAAUGUUCUGUAUAGAAUUUAAGUCUAUUUAAUGUUUAAGGUUUUUGUAGCUAUAUAAUAGGUCUGAUGUGUAGUUUUAUUUUAUAACUUGUAAAUAGGUAAAUAAGUGUGUUUUACAUAUCAACAAUAUUUUUUAAAAUAUAGUUUUAAAAUGAAAAA